AUGUUGAGAUUGAGCGCUGCCGCUGGCCCCGCCGCCGCCGCCGCCGCAGCCGACGUCGUUGACCACCAUUUCCAUCAUCCCACCACAAUGGCCGCGGCGACGGCGGCGACCGCGGCGACGACUACCACUUCUCUCACACUCACCACCGGUGAGAACACUCCCGACGCCCAGUCAACCACAAUCAUCUCCGCGCCAGCAAUGUAGACUCGCUCGCAACCUCUCCUGAUUGCGAUCACUCCUUCACAUCCUGCAUCGGUCUAGCCGGUCACUUGCGAAUCCAUUGUAAAUAAACUAGCGAGCCAGUGCCUGUUGCGUAAACAUAUGUCCAUUGCCCUCGUAUUAAAUGCCUGAACUGUCGGCGCAUAUCCAGUCACCGCAGGAGCCUACUCGGCUACAUGCACAUCCAUUAAAAAUUGCGGUACAACACCCCCAGUUAAACAACAUACACCUCUCCCCAUUUGCACAUACUUCACACGCGAACCCGUCCUAACAUCACUCACAAAAAACACGGAAUCGGUACCUCUCAGGUAAGCGGGAGGUGUGUUGUUCAGUGUCCUUCUUCAAUGCGCUGAUGGAUCUUGUCCCAUACAUUAACGUUUUCCUCACCAAUGCUCUCUCACCGUUUUCCUCCCCUCUCUCUUUCUCUCCCUCACACGCAUAUUCACAUGCCAAUUUAUUGGGUCUCAACUUUUUUUCCGAUCCCUCCUCUCGUUUGCUGUGCAUUGCUUACCUGAACUUUUCGUCUAUGAGAACAAAUUGGCCAGCCAGUCGACGGCUAGAUUUCGACUUGGCACAUCUAAAUGGGCACUGAGCUUCUCUUAUCUGGUGGUCUUGAGAAGACUUCAAUUAAUAACGGCUAGAACAAUUUUUGUUACGAGACGAUAUGGGGAUAAGGGGACACGCAUAUGACUAGAUGCCACCUUACGGUUAACAUAUGUUUUCAAUUGUUCCCUGACAGAGAAAAUACGAAAAAAUCAAAAUAGAAAGAACGAGCGGCCACCGGAAUAUAUCAACGCGUGUUAGUUACGCAUGUAAUUGAAUGAAAAAAGAGCUGCUUACAAUUUUUGAAAAAAUCUCAGUAAGGAAAAAUUGUGGUCGCGACCCUGGAAAGUGUUAAGAUUUUGCGGUAAUCUGCGUUAUCGGUUUUGGUUAGGGUUAGGUGACCCUAACGCUGACUUGCUCCGUUAUCCUGACAUCAACCUUAGCGUUAACUUAUUUAGAGCUCAAUAAAUCGUUUUCCACUGGCGUGUUGCAAACCCUGCGUCUCGCAGCAUGUAGUUCUAAAUUGCGCAAUAAGCGCUCAGAUAUUCUUUACUAUCAAUAGUAGGAAAAAUACGAUUCUUGGGUGGCAUGUAAAAUGAUAAUGAGGCUUUCACCUGGAUAGGUUUAUUUAGUAUCUGAAGUUUCAAGCAGUGAUUUCGCCUGCUCAUCUUCCGAUACCGAUAAGUCCAGCACAUAGCUCUCAUUGUAUGGCUCAAUUUGCUUGCUGGGUAGGUCGGCCUUCGCACAACUGACGCAAAUCCGACCACUUUUAUUGCUUCUUCCGAACCAGUCCACACCAGACGGGCGCCAGAGACGAAAAGCAGGAGCCCCUUGGAUAUUAAGUCCCCUCGUUGCUCAUGUCGUGCCGAAACAUCCCUUCAUUUUCUAAGAGAGGAACAAAAAACGCUAAGAGAGUUGAAAACUGACACCAAAAUAGUUACUCCGCCUGCUGACUAAGGCCAGUCAACCACUGUCCUCGACUUGGUGAACUGCCGAAACAAAGUCCGGGCACUCUUCAACGAUCGGCAGUCCUAAAAAUUCCCCGACGCCGCUAGCUUAAAGUCAUUGAUGACGAAGGUGAAGAGAACUCUGAUUCGACAGUUAUGGUUGUUGGCGACGAUCAUCAGCCUCAACUAAGCAUUGAAGGCCACGACAUACAUGUGUUAGGUGCUAUUAGGGAUUUGAGUAAAUCCUGUUUAAAGAGUCUUACUCUUUCAGAACAUUGCGUCCUGACUGUCUCCAAAGCACGCAGAACUACCUUAUUUGUCCUAUGGACUUUCAGAACUGGCGAUAUUAGAGUCCACCUCUACAAAAUGAACUUUAGGCCUGGUAUGGAAUACUGUCCGUUUUUAUUUAGGCUCGUGCGUGCUGGCGAUUAAAAGAGUUUAAAAUUAGUUCAACAUCUUUUUACCAAAAGAAUUCUAACUUCAGAACACCCGAAUAUGACAUGUCAAGAACGUUAUGCACUCAUAAGCCUUGAUGGCUUCUGGCUUCACAGAUUAUAAAGGAGACUCUUUUCAUUGUUUAGGCUGUUGAGCUUCCGUGUUUUUGAUUACCUAACUACUUCAAAGUAUGUCGACCACCCUAGACGCAACAGUCACGUCGAAGUCCUUUUAUUUAUUCCUCUGAUACAGUCAAAUACUGUCAGAUCUUUCCUAUUAUCCCAAUUUCAAUCUGGGAAGAAUUGCCUAGGAACAUGAAAAUUCUGCAAAGUAUUCCUUGUCUAAACGAACUACCACCAACUUUCUGCAUUCAGAACAAAUUCCUCAAUUUCUGGAUGCUAGAUCCAGCGAAUUCAUCUUUCGCAGUGAUAGAGUUCGUGGUCUUUUAUGCCUUUGCCUGAUCUUAUUUCGAGGGGGAUGGUGCCGGCUCUGCACCCCGCCUCCCAGCGAGUAAAUUAUUCCUCUGGCGGUGAGCAAAUGCUCACUCAUGCACCCUUUACUGCACAAAGUCCCUACUUCACGACAAAAAGUAGGACCAUGAAGCCCCACUAUACUCGUACCAACUAUUUUCGUUCUUGACUGCCGUCAUUUGACGGGCUGUAGUUUAUCUCUCAUAGAUAAUCCAACUUACUCAAAACAAGGCUAAACGUACAGGAGUUGUUUUCUCACAGUUUGCUCCAUUCACAACGCAUAUAUUUUGCAGAUGUCUGUAAAAUGAUAUUUGAUGUGAUAAAAAUUAUUAUUAGCAGAAGAGAGAUAAGGUCAUCGCCAUACGACCUUUCGGUAAUACACAAACCAGAUUUCCAACUUCCGGCUAAUCGCCACCUUCCGAGACACUUCCGCAUACGGGUUCCCAAACUGGCUACUCCAAAAGACGAGGUUCCUAACGGCUGCCUCACAAGUAGAGGGGCACUCAGCAGAGCAAUUCAUCAACAGAGCAAAGGCGGCUACAAUCGAACCGCAUGAGGGGAUGGUGUUAUUUGAUGUCAAUCUACUCUUCUCGUGCAUGCAGCAGACCCUCUAGAUCGGAACACUCAGUGAAAUGCUACGUCAAACUUACCAUGAGAACGAUGACCAGCCAACAGCUCAGGAUCUCACAGAACUUUAGGAGCACCGUCUCAAGGCAUUAUAAACCUCAAAAGGAAUCGCAUAUGAGCAAAUGAAGGGCGCUCCGAUGGGUUCACCACGUUCCGGGCUCGUAACCAAGGCGGUUCUCCGAAAACUCGAGAGGCAGCUGGUUGAAGAGACAACCUCAAGUUUCGAACACGCUACGUCGAUGACACCUUCGUCUUCAUUGGUCAAACAGGAUUAACUACCAUAAGGAACGAUCGACCUCGGUCAUCCUCCGUCUACAGUUCACGACUGAGCAGAAAGUGAAGAACAGAUUUCCGGCUGGAUCUUAUUUUGCAGUCGUACCUGCAGUAGACAAGCCCCAGUCUAACCCCUAACCAUAACCCCAAUCCCAAAUUCCAACCCCUAACCCCAAACCCCAAACCCUAACCCCUAACCCUAACCCAUAACCUCUAACCCGUAACAGGUACGGCUACGAAAUAUGAUCUUGCCAGAUUUCCAUUCCUGGAUGUUCUCCUCUGCUGUCAACCGGACGGCAAACUGGCGACCAGAGUCUUCAGAAAACCAACGAACACGCUGCAAGUGCUCGGUUACAACGGCAACUCCCAUGCUGCAACACAAACGAAUCUGUGUACGCUCGCUAUAGCUGCGGGCGGAAAGUAAUUGCAGCACGUUAGCUGCUAAACGGGACGAGAUUAAGUUCCUUCGGGAACUCUUAAAUGUCAACGCCUAUCCUCAAGCAUUCGCGGAGAGAAUUCGAGUACCAGAAGGGAAGCAGAAUGAGGAAUGUAGCCAACCGAAAUCAUGGUGGACAUUCCGCAUAUGAAGCGGGUCUUCGAGUCCGUGGCUAGAUCCAACGGGCCACUCGGAAUAAAAAAUGCACACAGAGCUGACUCAACAAACCGGCGGAAAGUUGUGCGACCAAAAUUCCUUAUCAGUAACCGGAAGCAAUCGGCCGUUUUCUACUAACAGCAGUGCAGUUUCGGGGGGUGCAGCUAUGUUUGAGAAGCCGGCCGAAGACUGCAAACGCGAGUUCAUAAACAUCAUUUGGCUGUGUGCAGACUGGGCCCAAAGUCAGAGGCAGUAACCCAUGUCGCACGGGUGGGGCACAUCUUCAAUUUUGAAGGCGUCGCGAUUGUGGGUCGAGGCAAUGGUCACACAUCAAGUUGGGUGCAAGAAGUCUGGAUGUUCACCAACUGUUCAUUCAGUCGCCAUAUUAAUUCGCCUCCCUCUCUAUCUAAUUCUACGAAGUCGCUAGAAAGGAGACUGACGAUAUGAGCAAUCCUGGCCGCCAAUUAUCGCGGCUGUCAACGAGGGCGGAGGUGACACAGAUCAUUGUGGAAUGGCGGUCCGAUUCAGGCCCACAAUCAGCACUGGCGACCUGCGUAACAAGCAAAAUGAGCUAUUUAAUCAGAACUGUGCACAAAAAUUACCAGUCUCUGUAGAUGAGUAGGUCAAGUCAUUACUCGGAAAGUCGGAUCUCAAAAAAUCUCUCCGGUUGAACGCAUCUUUUUUCUUUUAAUAGUUUACUAUCGCAGCAAAAUAAGUGGCAAACUCACACUGUUUGUUCUAGGGGCUGACUGUGUCUUUCCACAAUGGGAUGGUUGCAUUGGCGCGCCCACCGCCAGAUCUCGGCAGCAAGGAAAUACAAGCAGUGAUCACUGACUACUUCGUACCCGUCUGGGCAGCGUUUCCUUAAGUGUCCUUUAUAAAAUUCCCCGCAGAGGGGGAUACGACUAACUGAAUAAGUGGCACUUGCAUGAAAUUUUCAUUGUUACACGUCUCUAUAUUGUUUCUCCUUUACAGCUACUGUUCCAAGUUCUACAACUCCGGUCCUCGCUAAAUUACCAUUGCUGCUGACCUAUUAGCUAGCCAAGAAGGGGAAGAUGUGAAAACAAACGAUUCGAACGAAAAUUUAGUCACCUAAAAGCGUACACUUAGGCCUUUACUCAAGAAUCGUGAGCAUAAAAUUAGAUUACUAAAAAUGCUGGCAACAGCAUCGCACUAUUUAAUUUAAUUGUAUUAAUACGACUAGAAUAACCCGGCUAAAUAGUUCAUACUAUUUUCGAUGUCCACUCCAAAUUAUUUAAAAGUAAUUGAUUAGGUUGCCUGACAUGGAGACUUUCACUGUGAUCCGAAGGUCUUGUAAAGGGUCAAAAUGAGCGAGUAUUCGGUUUCGAAUUUUCGACCUCCGAGCGAUUUGCCUUUUCCGGGAUUUCUGCCUACUGGACGCAUCGCGGGCCCAUUUGGAUUAAGAAAUUGAAGCUUAAUCAGCAAUUCCUCUAACGAUCCACACGGAACUCCGACAGAACUUUCUUUGGAACGACCACACGCCUUCGUAUCCCUAAUAGCAAGGAAAGCCGAUUCUUAAUUAGAGCCUCGGCACUCAAUCGUAUCUGAAAAUUGAUUGGUUCCCAGGACCCCCGGCCGUCGCGUCGCCAAGGGCGCAAAAGAAUGCGUGCAUGCUUAUUGGCAAAUCGAUCGGCCGUGUCGUAUGCGUUGGCGCGACGGCUGGGACACGCCACCUUAUGCUCUCCCACGCCUCUGCACGCGAACUGUUGCUGCUCUGACCGCGUUUACUACUUGACGCGUUUUAUAACCCUUUCUGUUCCUUUUCUCGUUCUUUUUCUUGUAAAUGUCGAUGAAAAUAUCAAAGAGGACAUUAAGGAGACGUAUUGAUGCUGCUGUUAAGAAGCAAUUUCAGCAAAUUGCGGAGAAUAUACGAGAAAUGUAUCCGUCCGACUCAGUAUCAACAUCCCUGGGUUUUUUUUGUCGUCGUACAGCUCAUCCAGUGCAACAGAUUCUUCCUCUGCUGCAGAGGAAACGGGUUUUCCCAAAACGCUAGUGAACACGGAGCCCGACGAAGCUACAGCUGUAGAGUCCAUAGCAACCCUGUCAACUGAUUCCCCUGUUGAAGAGACAAGCGUAAGAGAUGCUCUUCAGUCGUGGGCGGUACAGUCACACAUACCUCUCGUACAUCUGACUAGUCUUCUGAAGAUUAUCAGAAGGCUGUCGCCGGAUCUGCCCUCGGACGCGCGAACACUGCUGGGUGUGCCAGGCAAUUCCGUAACGCUGACGGCAAUGGGCAGUGGUGAGUACGUCCAUUUACAAAUAAACUGACAGACACCGAUUUUCGGCAGCAGAUGGUAAGUUUCUUAUGACCUACUGAUUUCUCGGAUAGGUUAGCCACUUAGCUAGUUUUGGAGGGCGGACAUUGAGCGCAUUCGUCGACCGCGUUUUCAGCGCCCUAUUUGAAGAUGAAAUAACACAUCAUUUGAUGUUUUACGGUCGACAACACGGGAAGAGCGCAUUCUUCGGCUCCCCAGCCUACUCACUCGUCCUAGGUAUUAAAACAUAAUUUCCCCAUUUACCAACCGGCUACAUAGAUGUGUUCAAUAGGUGGAAUGCCGAUCACCCUUCAGAUCGGCAUGAUUUAGAGAAAUGCUUUCGUCUAAUGUUGAGAAGGGCCUAUGAUCGGCUACAAAAGAGGACGAAUAAGCUAUCUACGUCACGCCCACUGGACGGUUAGUUACCCUUUCAUAAUCAGACCUCAUGCAUCUAUUAUUUACUUUGACCCAAAUUAACUUGAGUGCACUUUUUUAGACACUGCCGAGGAUGACGAAGAUACUCCUCGUCCGGGACCGUCAGGCUCUUCGUCACAGCCUUAGAACGGUCUGUUAUGACCGAUUGAUACAAGAAAUUAAUACUUUUGCAAAAGAUGGAAAAAAUUCAGGGAAACUGCAUCAUCAGCGCAUUUCGAAGAAUUUCGUCGUCAACGAAAUGCCGUCCAAAAGUGUAUCCGUCAGGCACGGAAGGAGUAUGAAUCCAAAAUUAUACGACAGGCUGAACAGAAACCUAAGAUUUUAUUUCACUAUCUUAACAGUAGACUGAAAAAUAAGGACCCGGUCGCGGUGCUGAAGGAUGGUAAUGGUGUAGAGAUCACUGAGAACAGCGAGAAAGCCGAACACUUAGGACAGUAUUUUGCCUCGGUUUUUACUAGAGAAACAGAGUUUCGCAGUCGCAGUGCUAACAAUGCUGUUGAGACUGCUGAUCGCGUGCUUGACUCCAUACUGUUCCCGAUAGCUGUCGUGGAAAGGGAGCUGAAAAAUCUCAAGGAAGCAAAGUCCUCGGGUCCGGACAAUAUACCGGCCAAAUUCUUGAAGGAACUGGCGAAUGAACUUUCCAAACCACUGGCGCACAUCUUCCGCUCGUCAUUCGAAUUAGGGAGGUUGCCAUCGGAAUGGAAGACAGCAAAUAUCUUUCCGAUAUACAAGGGCGGGGCUCGCACUAAUGCUAACAAUUACCGGCCUGUUAGUCUAACCUGCAUCUGCUGUAAAAUAAUGGAGGCCAUAGUUAAGAAAGCAACUAUGGAGUUCAUGGAGCAGGGCCAUUUAAUCUCAGACCUGCAGCACGGCUUCAGACAGAACCGCUCGUGUCUUUCCAGUUUAUUGCUCUCGACGGAGCAGUGGACUCGCGCACUGGACGAGGAUGGGAGGGUUGAUGUCAUGUACACAGACUUUAAGAAGGCGUUCGACAGCGUCCCACACAAACGCCUAAUCUACAAACUUUCUGAAAUGGGGAUAAGAGGAACGCUGCUGACAUGGAUAACAGAUUUUCUUACCGGGAGAUCGCAAACCGUGUGCAUUGAGGCCUCAAGGUCAACUCCUACUCCCGUUCUAGGUGGUGUACCCCAGGGCUCCGUCUUAGGGCCGUUGCUAUUCCUGGUUUACAUUAACGACUGCGUCGACGACCUGGGAUGCAGCGCCAUCAUGUUUGCUGACGAUGUUAAGCUGUGGAGAUCCAUCAGAUCUGCUGCAGACAGGUACGCGCUUCAAGACAGUCUCAACCGCCUGAACAGUUGGUCAGCUCGCUGGCUCCUCAAUUUUAAUGUGGACAAAUGUGUGGUCCUGAGACUCCGCACCAGACGGACCAGUAAGGAGGACGAUUCCUUUCAAUACGUCCUUGGUGGUCAGCCCCUUUCAAAUGUUGUGGAACAGAAAGACCUGGGCUUCCUAAUGACCUCCUCGCUGAAACCAUCUUCACAGUGUCAAAGGGCGGCCAAAAGUGCGAUAAGGGUGUUAUUUGCGCUGAGGCGAGGAUUUGUGCAGAUCGACAAGGAGCUGUUCGGAAAAACCUAUGGGGCAUUCGUCCGGUCUCACUUAGAGUAUGCAGUCCAGGCCUGGCGACCGUGGUUGAAGAAAGAUUAUCAACGACUGGAAAGAGUACAGACGAUGGCUACGAAGAUGGUCAAGAAUCUUCAUCAUUUGCCUUACGAAACCAGGCUGACCGAACUAAAUCUGUUUCCUCUAAAUUACAGGCAACUGCGCGGCGAUCUCAUUCAAACCUACAGGAUUGUCAGAAGCCGUGAGUGUGCCCUAGACUUUGAUGAAUUCUUUGAAAUGGCCCGGACUGAGCGUCUGCGUGGUCAUCUUUUCAAACUGCAAAGGAAGCGGGCUCAUUCGGACGUCCGACAGAACGCCUUCUCUCACAGGGUCAUCGGGGCAUGGAAUGGACGCCCUGAUGCCGUCGUUCUUUCCGAAAGUGCCAAAUCCUUUAAGUUCAGACUAGACGCUCAUUUGUUGAGAACCUACUGUAAUAUAAUAAUGAUUGAUUUAGCGGCAGCGGUUUGCGCCUAG
Molecule: messenger RNA, 8911 nt
Organism: Spirometra erinaceieuropaei
Lineage: Eukaryota; Metazoa; Platyhelminthes; Cestoda; Diphyllobothriidea; Diphyllobothriidae
Source: the annotation of a GenBank genome assembly